GUCAGAAAAACAAUAGACGAAAAAAGAGAAAGCCUUGCGGUCUUGAUUUGCAAAAUGGCGACGUCCCUCGGCUCCAACACUUACAACAGGCAGAACUGGGAGGACGCGGACUUCCCGAUUCUUUGCCAAACAUGUCUAGGGGAGAAUCCAUACAUUCGCAUGACGAAGGAGAAAUAUGGAAAAGAAUGCAAGAUCUGUGCUCGGCCUUUUACUGUCUUCCGUUGGUGUCCUGGGACAAGGAUGCGCUUCAAGAAGACAGAAGUUUGUCAGACAUGCAGUAAAAUGAAAAAUGUUUGUCAGACAUGUUUGCUGGAUCUGGAAUAUGGUUUACCCAUCCAGGUUCGAGACACUGGUCUUGCUAUCAAAGAUGAUAUUCCGAAGUCAGAUGUGAACAGAGAGUACUACACACAGAACAUGGAGAGAGAGAUCUCCAAUACUGAUGGCACUCGGGCAGUCGGCCAGGUCGGGAAAGCUACCAGCUCAAGUGACAUGCUGCUCAAACUAGCCCGGACAACCCCGUACUACAAGAGGAACAGGCCUCACAUCUGUUCCUUCUGGGUGAAAGGAGAGUGUAAGAGAGGAGAAGAGUGUCCCUACAGACAUGAGAAGCCCACCGAUCCCGAUGACCCACUUGCGGAUCAGAACAUUAAGGACCGUUACUAUGGCAUCAAUGAUCCUGUUGCUGACAAGCUGCUUAAGCGAGCCUCUGCCAUGCCCAGAUUGGACCCACCUGAGGACAAGUCCAUCACCACUCUCUACAUUGGGGGUCUUGGUGAUAACGUCACGGAUGGAGAUCUGAAGGGUUUCUUCUACCAGUUUGGGGAGAUUCGAACUAUUACAAUCGUUCAAAGGCAACAAUGUGCCUUCAUUCAGUUUGCCACACGGCAAGCUGCUGAAAUGGCAGCUGAAAAGUCCUUUAACAAGCUGAUCAUCAAUGGCCGCAGACUCACGGUCAAAUGGGGAAGGUCACAGGCAGCCAGAGGAAAAGACGGGAUCCCAGAUGGCAUCACUGAGAUGGGAAUCAGACUUGAUCCUGUUCCUGGUUUACCUGGAGCUCUUCCUCCACCACCACCUCUAGACCAAGAAGCACCAGCGAACUAUUUCAACCUAGACCCCAGCUCCUCCCCUGCAGUCAUGAACCUCACCCUGCCUCCACCGCCAGGGCUCAAUCCACCCCCUCCAGGUUAUGGUCCGGCGAUGUUCCAUCACUUAAAUCCCAUGGCUCCACCGAUGCCUCCAGCCUUGGGCAUGAGACCCCCGGGUCAAAUCCAUUACCCGUCUCAGGAUCCUCAGCGGAUGGGUGCGCACGGUGCUCAUGGCUCCCGUCAAACAGAAUAGCUGCCGUCACCAAAACGCUCUUGACGUUCUUCACUCGUAUAGCUCUGAAUCAGCCAGGAAUUUUGAGACAUUCAGCACGCAACUUACUCAGAAUAUGCUUUAUUCUCUCACCUCCAGUUUCCAACUGGCAGAGUGCUGGGCGCGUUAGAUGAAUGACGUCAUGAUCACGUUAUUUCCAGACCAGCUCAUUUCUUAGUUUACGUUGUCUUUCAUGAUAUACCCUUUUUACAUGUGAUUAAAAUGACUCAGUUAAGUA
Messenger RNA from Synchiropus splendidus (mandarinfish), 1594 nucleotides. It is a transcript of the gene rbm22, whose product is annotated as RNA binding motif protein 22. The record is from RefSeq and is a predicted model, not a curated record. The coding region runs from base 55 to 1338 and encodes 427 amino acids. The transcript has 11 exons. Gene Ontology annotation, molecular function: pre-mRNA binding; U6 snRNA binding; metal ion binding. Lineage: Eukaryota; Metazoa; Chordata; Actinopteri; Syngnathiformes; Callionymidae. Gene Ontology annotation, cellular component: U2-type catalytic step 2 spliceosome; U2-type catalytic step 1 spliceosome; Prp19 complex.